UAGACAGUGCACAUUGCCACAAGCUGCCUCUCAUUUUGUUACCCACCGAUCCCAACACCAGCCACAGAUACACAAACACACAGGUCACCCAUAUAUACAACGAUGUCCUCCGCCGGAGUUCUAGUUGGCAUGUGUGUUGUGCUCGCCUGCUUGGCCGCUGUUCCGCGAGCGCUGGCCACGGCCGUCCAUGGAGACGCUAGCAGCAACGGCAUCCUGCAUAUCCCUUCCAAUGGCUCCUUGAUUAGCUGCCCCACCCACUGCGGGGAUGUCGAAAUCUCCUAUCCCUUCGGGAUAGGCUCUGGUUGCUUCCGGCAAGGCUUCGAGCUGACCUGCAACCAGACAGCUCGUCCUCCUAGGCUCUUCUUGAGAAACAGUACCACUCAGAUCACUUCUAUACACGUCGGCGGCAAUAUGGCUUCUGCUUCUGCUGUUGGUUUUAACGUCACCAUGGGGCAAGGUGUGGACACGUACAGCAUGUCCUGGGGUACCCCUGAUGGUGGCCCUGUUAUCAGUGAAAGUAACUAUGGUUUGUAUGUCGUUGGAUGCGGUCUCGAAGUCUACAUGUUCGGUAAUAACUGGACUGACCUCAUUGGUUCUUGCAUGAGCAUAUGCGCAGAUGACCGGACCACGGAGAGGGCAAAUGUUUUCGGCUCCUGUCGUGAUGGGAUUGGCUGCUGCUACAUCGAGUUGACGAGGGACCUGCCAGCCUUUAUGGUUAAACUCGUCCGCCGCAACCGUACAAGAGCACAACUAAAUGAUGUCAAGGUUUUACUACCACGGGAUUAUAGCUUCGUUUUGGGUGAUCUUAAAUCGAGUUGGGUAAACAUGAGCAAUGUUGAAGAUACAAGAAUUCAGAUCGCCAUCACGGACCAACCAAAUUGUGAACGUGCCCGAGUGAAUAAGGAUAGUUAUGCUUGUAAUAAUGAAAGCAACUGCCAAGAUCUACAAUAUGGACGAGGCUACAGUUGCUCAUGCCCCAAUUAUUACGGGAAAGGCAACCCCUACAUCGUAAAUGGCUGCAUCCAAGCUUACGAUUCAACGCCCAAACAGAACUGUACAAGAUCAUGUGGGAACAUUAGUAUUCCGUUCCCAUUUGGGAUUGAAGAAGGUUGUUAUGCAAAUGAUAACUUUCGACUCAACUGCACAAGUGAUGUCACCGUUCUUGACCGUCGGUACGCACAAUAUCGUGUGACUCGUAUAUCACUUGAUGAUGGGUCUCUGACUGUUAGCAACAUGCUGAAUGACACAAGCUACAAUAACAUGGAAAGGAUAGUCAAUUCCAACUAUGAUGGUACUGACGGAUUUCGGGACUCUUAUGAUAUGUCGUCGGUUGUGGAUGGUAUUUAUGAUUUCUCACGGGAAGAUGAAAUAGUAAUAAAGUGGGUUGUUGCAAACUUGACUUGUCAACAAGCUAAGCAAAGUAAUCCGAAAUACUAUGCGUGUAUCAGUCACAACAGUAACUGCCAAGAUAUCAGGCGAGGGAAAACAAAUUAUGGGUAUCUCUGCAAGUGUAAUGAUGGCUUCCAUGGAAAUCCAUACCUGCAAAACAAUUGUACAGAUAUUGAUGAAUGCUCCCUGCCAAACUACUGCAAUGGUACAUGUCAAAACUUUCCUGGGACCUAUAAGUGCACACCGUGCCCUCAUAAUAAAGAAUUUGAUUGGACAAAGAAGCGGUGUGUUACAUCAACUAAGCAACGGAAUCUUAUUUUGGGUAUUGCAAUUGGAAUCAGUUGUGGCAUUGGCUCCAUAAUUAUUGCAUUGGGUGUAAUCGUACUUGCCAAUAAGUGGAAAAGGGGCAUCCAAAAGAGAAUCAGAAGAGCACACUUCAAGAAAAAUCAAGGCCUGCUAUUGGAGCAAUUGAUCUCUGAUGAAAGCACCACAAGCAAAACUAAAAUAUUCUCAUUGGAGGAACUAGAGGAGGCAACAAACAACUUUGAUGCUACUCGUGUUCUUGGUCGUGGAGGACAUGGCACGGUUUAUAAAGGGAUUUUAUCUGACCAACGUGUGGUGGCGAUAAAAAAAUCCAAAAUAGUGGAACAAAUAGAGAUAGACCAGUUUAUCAAUGAGGUUGUUAUUUUGUCUCAAAUCAUCCAUCGUAAUGUGGUGAAACUGUUUGGUUGCUGCCUAGAAGAUGAGGUGCCCAUGCUUGUCUAUGAGUUCAUUUCAAAUGGCACUAUGUAUGAACUUCUUCACUCUGAUACUACAGUAAAAUGCUUGCUUUCAUGGGAUGAUCGCAUUAGGAUUGCAAUGGAAGCAGCAGGGGCACUUGCUUAUCUACACUCAGCUGCUACAAUAACAAUUUUCCACAGAGAUGUUAAGUCUUCAAAUAUACUCUUGGAUGACAACUUCACCACAAAGGUCUCAGACUUUGGUGCUUCAAGAUCUAUUUCGCUUGAUGAGACUCAUGUGGUUACGAUUGUCCAAGGUACAUUCGGCUACUUGGACCCAGAGUACUAUCAUACUGGUCAGCUUACUGAAAAGAGUGAUGUAUAUAGUUUUGGAGUAAUACUUGUUGAACUUUUGAUAAGGAAGAAGCCAAUUUUUAUCAAUGAUUUAGGUGCUAAACAAAGCCUAUCACAUUACUUCAUUGAAGGACUUCAUGCAGGGUCCCUUGUAGAAAUACUGGAUAAACAAGUUGUGGAAGAGGCAGACCAGGAAGAGAUUAAUGAAAUCGCCUCACUUACAGAAGCAUGCUUAAGGGUCAAAGGAGGAGACAGACCGACUAUGAAAGAAGUAGAUAUGAGGUUGCAAUUUCUAAGAACAAAAAGACUUAGAAAGGGUUUAGCUGAAAAAGAUGCAGAUAUAUAG
Setaria italica (foxtail millet) is the source of this 2808-nucleotide messenger RNA. RefSeq names its product wall-associated receptor kinase 2-like. The coding region runs from base 103 to 2808 and encodes 901 amino acids. Gene Ontology annotation, molecular function: calcium ion binding; protein serine/threonine kinase activity; polysaccharide binding. The transcript has 4 exons. Gene Ontology annotation, biological process: protein phosphorylation; cell surface receptor signaling pathway. Gene Ontology annotation, cellular component: plasma membrane. The record is from RefSeq and is a predicted model, not a curated record. Lineage: Eukaryota; Viridiplantae; Streptophyta; Magnoliopsida; Poales; Poaceae.